Molecule: messenger RNA, 822 nt
Organism: Erythranthe guttata (spotted monkey flower)
Lineage: Eukaryota; Viridiplantae; Streptophyta; Magnoliopsida; Lamiales; Phrymaceae
Source: RefSeq, a predicted model, not a curated record
GUUCAUAUAUAUCUCUCUCUCUAAAAAGAAAAAAGAAAAAAAAAAAAAUGGCUUCUGAUGAAGUGAAGCUGUUGGGUGCAUGGCCAAGCCCGUACGUACUCCGGGCCCGAAUCGCACUCAACAUCAAGCGCGUGAACUACGAGUUCCUCGAGGAAAAAUUCGGUACCAAAAGCGAUCUCCUCCUCAAAUCAAACCCUGUUCACAAAAAAAUCCCAGUCCUCAUCCACGGCGAAAACCCCAUCGCCGAAUCCCUAAUCAUCGUCCAGUACAUCGACGAAUUUUGGGCUUCCGGCCCCCAAAUCCUCCCUUCCGAUCCCUACAAUCGGGCCGUCGCCCGAUUUUGGGCCGCUUACAUUGACGAUAAAUGGUACCCAAAUGCAAGGGCGAUAUUAAUGGCGGACGAAGGAGAAGCGAAGAAGGCAGCUUUGCAGGGAGCAAUUGAGGGUUUGAAUUUGUUGGAAGAUGCGUUUCUGAAGUGCAGCAAUGGCGGGAAGUUCUUCGGAGGUGAUAAAAUUGGGUACUUGGACAUUGCAUUGGGUGGUUUCUUGGGGUGGAUUAGGGUUAUUGAAAGAAUGGGUGACGUCACUCUGAUCGGUAAUUGCCCUAAUUUGUUGAAAUGGGGAGAGAAUUUCGCCGGCGAUGAUUCUGUUAAGGAUGUCUUGCCGGAAACUGAGAAGCUCUUCGAAGUUGCUAAGUUCAUCGUUGCUAAAACUAAGGCUUCUGCAAAACAUUAAAUUAUGUAUUAAUUUUUGUUGUAUUUGAAUAUUUUGAAUAAAUUAUAAAUGUAUUUUCGCAUAAAUAAAAAUUAUUAAUCCAUUAUUA